GGAAUCAAUUUUUAACCCACCCCUUGACGCUUUCACCGAGUCACGUGACUGAGUGACGUUCAUCCACCUUUCAGUACAAGUUGCAUGGCCCGUUCACGAUGACUACCCAACAAAAUCAGCCAAAACGUGGAAUUGUGAAACAAAUCCUCUCUGGGGAUUCUGUAAUAAUCCGGGGCCCCACCGGAGCACCUCCCCCCGAGAAACAAAUCAAUUUUUCGGGGAUCGUCGCCCCCAAGUUGGCCCGCAGAGCCGGAGACCAGUCCGAACCGACGAAAGACGAGCCAUGGGCUUGGGAAGCUCGCGAGUUCCUCCGCAAAAAGCUCAUCGGAGAGGAGGUUUUCUUCACCUCAGAGAAGCCCCCGAAUGCCAAUCGGGAGUACGGCACGGUGUAUUUGGGCAAAGACUUCAACUCGGCCGAAAACAUCACCGAGUCGUUGGUCUCGGAGGGCCUUGUGACGGUGCGUCGCGAGGGCGUCCGGCAGAGCCCUGAGGGGGCCCGUCUGGCCGAGCUCGAGGACGCCGCCAAGGCCGCCGGUAAGGGUAAAUGGGGCAGCAGCCCCCCUUCAGAGCACGUCCGAGACAUCAAAUGGUCGGUUGAGAACAUGCGCUCUUUCGUCGAUAAAUUGGGGUACAAGCCCGUGAAGGCCAUCAUUGAACACGUCCGCGAUGGCUCCACUGUCCGUGCGUUCCUCCUCCCUGAGUUCUACCACGUCACGCUUAUGAUUUCGGGAAUUAGGUGUCCCGGUUUUAAACUGGACGCUAAUGGUAAGCCCGACCCCAGCAUUAAGGUUCCAUAUGCUGAAGAGGCUCGCUAUUUCGUUGAAAUUCGUCUCUUGCAAAGAGAAGUUGAUAUUGUUUUGGAAUCGGUCAAUAAUAAUAAUUUUGUGGGUACUAUUAUCCAUCCGAAAGGCAACAUUGCUGAAGCUCUGUUGAAAGAGGGCUUCGCCCAUUGCGUUGAUUGGUCGAUUGCGUUUAUGAAGUCGGGGGUUGAAGGUUUGAGAGCUGCUGAGAAAAAAGCGAAAAUGGCCCGGCUUCGGAUUUGGAAAGACUGGCAAUCGAAUGCACCGCAGGUUACGGGCAAAGAAAAGGAGUUUUCGGCUACAGUUGCUGAAGUUAUUAAUGGAGAUGCACUCUCUGUUAAGUUGAACAAUGGCCAAUAUAAGAAGAUCUUUUUGUCGAGUAUAAGACCACCGAAAGAGCCAGGCCGUGUUGCCGAUGAAGACGGCAAGACUGCCCCGAGACCUAAAGGAUUCCGUCCACUGUACGAUAUUCCAUGGAUGUUUGAAGCAAGAGAGUACUUACGCAAGAAACUCAUCGGUAAGAAAGUCCACGUCGUCAUUGACUACAUCCAAGAAGCCAGAGACGGUUACCCUGAAAAAGUUUGCGCUACUGUUACAGUUGGUGGAAAAAAUGUUGCCGAAGCACUUGUUGCAAAAGGUCUCGCGUCCGUUGUGAAAUACCGCCCUGAUGACGAUCAACGUAGCUCCAAAUACGAUGAUCUUUUGGCUGCCGAAAGCAAAGCCAUGAAAUCAGGAAUCGGGAUUCAUAACAAGAAGGACGUUCCGAUUCACCGAGUGACUGAAAUUGAUGCUGCCAGAGCCAAACUCGAAUUGUCUUCCUUCCAACGUGCACAAAGAAUCGACGCCGUUGUUGAAUUUGUCGCCAGUGGAACCAGAUUAAGAGUUUUCAUACCGAAAUCGAACAGUUUAUGUACCUUUUUGUUAGGAGGUAUAAAUUGUCCGCGCGCUUCCCGCCAAGCAACCAAUGCCCAGCCCGCCGUCGAAGGCGAACCUUUCGGUGAUGAAGCAUUGCAAUUUACAAAGGAAAAGUGUCUUCAGAGAGAAGUUUCGAUUCAAGUUGAUACUCACGACAAAGCCGGCAAUUUCAUUGGCUGGCUCUGGAUUGACAAUGUUAACUUAUCGGUCGCUCUCGUUAAAGAAGGUUUCGCUUCCGUGCACCGCACCGGAGAAAAAUCACAAUAUGCUGCCCUCCUCAAAGAAGCCGAAGACAGUGCCAAACAACACCGUUUACGAAUAUGGAAGAACUACGAAGAGGAGAAAGAGGAACCACACGCAGAAGAGGAGAAACCCAACGUUGAGCGAAAAGUGAGUUACGAGGAAGUGGUGGUGACAGAAGUCACCCCCGAGGGUUCGUUCUUCGUCCAAACCAUCUCCGAGGGUCCCAAAGCCGAAGCGUUGAACGCCAAACUUCGCCAAGAAUUCCAAGCCAAUCCGCCCCUUCCCGGCGCCUACACUCCAAAGCGUGGCGACAUCUGUGCUGCCAAAUACACCGUUGACGACGAGUGGUACAGGGUUAAGGUCGAGAAGGUGCAAGGGGGCAAGGCCUCCGUUCACUACAUCGACUACGGCAACCGCGAAACGCUUCCAAGCACCCGCCUCGCCAGUCUACCCGCCGCCUACGCAGGGGAGAAGCCCUACGCCACCGAAUACAUCCUGCCUUACGUCACCCUGCCCAAAGACGAGGAAUACGCUGCGAUGGCCCUCAAGUAUCUGCGAGAGGACACGGCGGUCAGCAAACUGCUGCUGAACGUCGAGUAUCGCGUGCAAGGGGGCCCAUCUGCCGCUUCGCUCCAUACUGAUAAUACUGCAGAAGGGGAUAUUAUCAAGAAUUUGAUCACGGAGGGGUUGCUCCUGGUCGAGAACAGAAAGGAGAGACGGCAGAAUAAAUUGCUUGGCGCGUACAAGGAGGCCCAGGAAGUGGCCAAGAGGAACCAUUCGAACAUUUGGGAGUAUGGUGACAUCACUGAAGAUGAUGCCAAGGAGUUUGGACUGGGGAAAUGAGGGACCAUUCAUUCAGAGCGACAUUAACCUACAUUAAAUUUUAAAACUAGCUGUGGGUUGCAAAACUUCUCUAGUAGACUUUCCAUUUAACUAGGAUAGAUGCCAAUAUAGGAUAUAUUUUUAUCCAGCACCAUUAUUAUACAGAUGUUGAUGUGUAUGUUUAUUUUAUAUGGUUUGUACAAUAUGGAAAUUAUGAAUGGAAUAUUGUGGCCUUUACAUAAUGUUUUACAUUUUUAUUAACACUUUUAUGUUUAAAUUCGUUCACUUGACGCAUUCAAUUUUACUUUUUAUGUAUAUUUCUGGUUGUGACAAUUUAUUUUUACACGAUUUCCUGUAUAUUUUGGCUAAUCGAACAGCUACCUUUCGUAUUAUGUAUAUUUUGUGCCCUAUGUUAAUCGUAUCUCUUAUUCAAAUUUAUGUUAUUUAUAAGUUAUCAGGUGUAAUAUCAUUACUUCAAAUGAUUUGAUUAAUAAGUAUAAUCCAACUUGAUUCAUUCAAGUUUUGAGUGCAUCUGGUCAUGACACACAGACUGGGUAUAAUUUUAUGUACGUACUGUAAAACAAUUUUUACUUCGAUUGAAGGCGUGGAUGUAACUAAUGUAGGGAGUGGCUCUGUGUAAAUUAAAUAAAAGCAUUAUUGUUA
Molecule: messenger RNA, 3443 nt
Organism: Tribolium castaneum (red flour beetle)
Lineage: Eukaryota; Metazoa; Arthropoda; Insecta; Coleoptera; Tenebrionidae
Gene: Tudor-SN
Product: Tudor staphylococcal nuclease
Exons: 9
Coding region: 99-2801 (900 amino acids)
Biological process (GO): mRNA catabolic process; regulatory ncRNA-mediated gene silencing
Cellular component (GO): nucleus; cytosol; RISC complex
Molecular function (GO): RNA binding; nuclease activity
Source: RefSeq, a predicted model, not a curated record